UUGGCCAGUGUCGGGGUGCGGGGCUGGGAAUGGCGACCUCCGAGGUUCAGCUGCCAACUCAAGCCCGCUACAAGGGGGCGGGCGCAAGGGGCGGGACGAAGCCCAGGGCGGGGCGAGGGACGCUGGUGCCAUAGCUCCCGCUGAGGAACCGAAGCCUAGACCUGAGCCACCGGAGGGAGCGAGGACUGAGACCCCCAACCAGACUCAGAUCCCAAAUGGCGCAGUGGGAGGAACUGCAGAAUCUUGACAACUCAUUUCAAGAUCAGUUGCACCAGCUCUACACAAAUAGCCUCCUGCCGGUGGAUAUUCGACAGUACUUGGCUGUCUGGAUUGAAGACCAGAACUGGCAGGAAGCUGCACUGGGCAGUGAUGAUUCCAAGGCUAACAUGCUAUUCUUCCACUUCUUGGACCAACUGAACUAUGAGUGUGGCCGCUGCAGCCAGGACCCUGAGUGCUUGUUGCUUCAGCACAACUUGCGAAAAUUCUGUCGGGACAUUCAGGCCUUGCCCCAGGGCCCUACCCAAUUGGCUGCGAUGAUCUUUAAUCUCCUUCUGGAAGAAAAGAAAAUUCUGAUCCAGUCUCAGAGGGCUCAAUUGGAGCAAGGAGAGCCAGCUCUUGAAGCACCUGUGGAGAGCCAGCAGCAUGAGAUCGAAUCCCGGGUCCUGGAAUUAAGGGCGAUGAUGGAGAAGCUGGUGAAAUCCAUGAGCCAACUGAAAGACCAGCAGGAUGUCUUCUGCUUCCGAUACAAGAUCCAGAGCUCAGCGAGGACACCCUCUUUGGACCCCCAUCAGACCAGACAGCAGCAGCUUCUGCAGGAAACUCUCAAUGAACUGGACAAAAGAAGAAAGGAGGUGCUUGAUGCCUCCAAAGCACUGCUAGGCCGAUUCACCACCCUAAUCGAUCUACUGCUGCCCCAGUUGGAGGACUGGAAAGUCCAGCAGCAGAAGGCCUGCAUUGGAGCCCCUGUGGAUGGAGGGUUGGAACUUUUCCAGCUAGAGAAGUGGUUCACAGAUGGAGCAAAGCUGUUGUUUCAUCUGCGGCAGCUGCUGAAGGAGUUGAAGGGAUUGAGUCGCCUGGUUAGCUAUCAGGAUGACCCUCUGACCAAAGGGGUGCACCUGCAGGAAGCCCAGGUUACAGAGUUGCUACAGCGUCUGCUCCACAGAGCCUUUGUGGUAGAAAACCAGCCCUGUAUGCCUCAAACUCCUCAUAGACCCCUCAUCCUGAGGACUGGGAGCAAGUUCACUGUCCGAACAAGGCUGCUGGUGAAACUCCAGGAAGGCAAUGAGUCACUGACUGCAGAAGUCUCCAUUGACAGGAAUCCUCCUCAAUCACAAGGCUUCCGGAAGUUCAACAUUCUGACCUCAAACCAGAAAACUUUGACCCCUGAGAAAGGGCAGAGUCAGGGUUUAAUUUGGGACUUCGGCUACCUGGUAAGGCUGACUCUGAUGGAGCAACGUUCUGGUGGUUCAGGAAAAGGCAGUAAUAAGGGACUGCUGGGCGUAACAGAGGAACUGCACAUUAUCAGCAUCACAGUCAAAUACACCUACCAGGGUCUGAAGCAGGAGCUGAAAACGGACACCCUCCCUGUGGUGAUUAUAUCUAACAUGAAUCAACUCUCAAUUGCCUGGGCCUCGGUUCUCUGGUUCAAUCUACUCAGCACAAACCCCCAGAAUCAGCAGUUCUUCUCCAGCCCUCCCAAGGCCCCCUGGAGUUUGCUGGGACCUGCUCUCAGUUGGCAGUUCUUCUCCUACGUUGGCCGAGGCCUCGACCGGGACCAGCUGAGCAUGCUCAAGGACAAGCUGUUUGGGAAGAACUGUAGGAAUGAGAAUGCAUUGUUGUCCUGGGCUGACUUCACCAAGCGAGAGAGCCCCCCUGGAAAACUACCAUUCUGGACAUGGUUGGACAAAAUCCUGGACCUGGUACAUGACCACCUAAAGGAUCUCUGGAAUCGUGGACUCAUCAUGGGCUUUGUGAGCCGGAGCCAGGAGCGCCGGUUGCUGAAGAAGACCAUCUCCGGCACCUUUCUACUGCGCUUCAGUGAAACAUCGGAAGGGGGCAUUACCUGCUCCUGGGUAGAACACCAGGAUGAUGAUAAGGUGCUCAUCUACUCUGUGCAGCCCUUCACCAAGGAGGUACUGCAGUCACUGCCGCUGACCAAAAUCAUCGGCCAGUACCAGCUCCUCACUGAGGAGAACAUACCUGAGAACCCACUGCGCUUCCUCUACCCCAGAAUCCCCCGGGAUGAGGCUUUUGGGUGCUACUAUGAGGACAAAGUUAAUCUCCAGGAACGAAGGAAAUACCUGAAACAUAAGCUCAUUGUGGUCUCUAACAGACAGGCGGAUGAGCUGCAACAUCCACUGGAGCCUAAUCUGGAGCCAGAAGUGGAGUCGUCAGAGCUGCACCUAGGGCUGGCACCAGGGCCGGAGCCAGGGCUCGGCCUGGGGUUAGAGCCACUGCUGGAGGCAGGGCUGGAUUUGGGGCCACCGCUGGAGCUCACACAAAGAGUGCCAAAGCCAAAUCUGGGACCAGAACUGAUGCUGGAUCCUAUUCUAGAGCCUACUUCACAGCUGGUGACAGAGCCAGAGCCAGAUUUGCCCCAUGAUCUGAGACACUUGAACACUGAGGAGAUGGAAAUCUUCAGAAACAGUACGAAGAUUGAAGAAAUCAUGCCAAAUGGAGACCCACUGUUGGCUGAGCAGGACACCGUGGAUGAGGCUCACAUCUUCUACCCCAGCCAUUUCUACAUCGAUGGGCCCUUGCUUCCUUCUGACUACUAGGAACUACGUUUCCUCUGUUUGUUCCAUAUCUUUUACUCCUCCUACCCCUCACAUCAUGAUGUUGCUCUCCAAAUCAGGCAUGUGCCCCAUCUAAGCUGGGUUAACCCUGUGAUUUGGAGUGAGAGGUAAAAGCAUAAUAUGGGUAAGGAAGGGGCACCAGUGAAUCAGAACAGAUGCUGGCCAUAUCUCUAACUAGGAUCCUGGAGGCUGCCUGUUAUGCUGGGAGGUGUAGAAGUUGGGAGCAGGACAGGACAGGUAGGGGUACUUAAAGGACUCAGGGCAGCUGCUUCUUUCCAGUAUGGAAGGAUUUCAACAUUUUAAUGGCUGGUUAAGACUAACCUGGUGCCCACUAGCUUUGUUCCUCAGUGGGGAAUAGACACUGAUAGGACUCCAUUUCUCUCUUCUGGUUCCCUCAUAUCUAGGAUAACCUUUUCCUUUCUUCUUCCCCUCACUCCUGACUCAAGUCCUAAAUUUCCUCUUUUCCUGCAAGGACUGAGAGCUCUGCCUCAGUCAUCAUGUGAAGCUCCCCUCUGAGGAAGGAAAUAGGAGGUAGAUCUCUUCUUAUCAGUCCCCUGCCCCCCAAGUUAGCAACAACCCAGUCCUUCCCCUCAAAAUGAUCCUAAUGUGCCUGUGAAGCUUUGCACAAUAACUUAUUCUGCCUAGUCUCCACUUUCCCAAUGCUUAGCAGACAAAUCACUCCUGGAAGCCAGGGAUGGUAGUUGCUGGGAAUUUAGGAAUUGCUUCUUGUUUUAUUAGAUAGAAUUUGGUAUUUUUACAGAGGAAAGGAAGCCCUGAGUCGUAAGAUAUUUCUCUAUUAAGGUAUCAUUCCCUUGCUUUUGUACAAUAUACUGUUUACCUGAAAAGAAGGUUCCUAUUCCUUGGGCAUAGACCUAGGCAAAUAUUAGUUCCUGGAAUUUAGCACCUUGAAGGUUUAUCAUGGGGCUCUGGACAACCUCACACCUUAGCCAUUCCCAGGGAACCCCAGGAAACUGCUGUUGCUCUAAGAUGUGCUUCUACAGUAGUAUAACUUGAGAUGUAAAUGAAAGUGAGGCCCUAUACAUGUGGAUGUUUUCUACCUGGUAUGUUAAGGAACAGUCCUAUUCAGAAAGAGGCCCUUCUGUGAGUCCCGUUAGCUCAGUUGGUAAAGUAGCAGAAAGGGGCCCUUCUGAGCAUAAGUGGCUAAUAAACUUUGUGCUGACCUGGAAGCA
Hipposideros armiger (great roundleaf bat) is the source of this 3985-nucleotide messenger RNA. It is a transcript of the gene STAT2, whose product is annotated as signal transducer and activator of transcription 2. NCBI's taxonomy places the organism in Eukaryota, Metazoa, Chordata, Mammalia, Chiroptera, Hipposideridae. The coding region runs from base 216 to 2777 and encodes 853 amino acids. The record is from RefSeq and is a predicted model, not a curated record. Gene Ontology annotation, molecular function: DNA binding; DNA-binding transcription factor activity. Gene Ontology annotation, biological process: signal transduction; regulation of DNA-templated transcription. The transcript has 24 exons.